CUCAUUCACCACCACGAACCGACCCUGACCAUGUCUCGCCGCAUCGCAGACAUCAGCCUGAGGCAUCUUCCCGAGCUCUCAGACGCGUCGUUCGAGAUACCUACGUUUCCUGACGGGUCAGAUUCGUUCUCAUUCCAGCUACCCAGUUCCACCUCGAGGAACGACGGCGAUGAUGACCUUCUGCGUACGACCGCAGACUUCUCCUCAAUUCUAGCGUCUCCCCCGCCAAAGGAGCCAACAAUUGCCCACGGCUCGACUGCGAGGAGUAACGAUACCAAGUCACUAUUGCCGACGACAAAAGCCAAUGCCACCGGUCUGGCAUUCCUUCGCCCAGCACGUUACACCUCUCCGCCUCAGCGACUGGAUGACGAGAAUAUCCAUGUCACCUUAAGUGGUCGAGGAAAGAGCAACAUGGAGUUAGACAUCUCGAAACCUAUUCUUCCACCACCUUCGCCGCCGAAAGCGACUUCCAGAAAGUUGCAACGCCCAAGGACCAGCCUUAUUCCCUCAAUAAACAAGUUCAAAUCUUCUAAACUUACUCCGCCGUCGAAACUUUCUGCUCCUGAAGAAGCUACCGAUACCCUCGAAGCGCCGACGACGGAUGUGGGUUUGACACAAUUGGAUGCAUCCGAGCAUGAGUUAGCCUAUGAGGCGGUUGAUGGGGAAGACGAAGAAAGUGAAGCCAAAUCAUCACCCUCCCCUACGACACCGGCGAUUGGCGUUGUAGAAGACGCAUCGCUCGAAGCUGAGGACGCCAUUGUCGUUGAUGCAAUUCCCCAAACGCUUUCUUCGCCUGAAUUAUCUGAGGAAAACCACGACUCAGUUGCCUCUCGCGACGAACAACCCACCGAAAAGAUGAAUGGAAAUAGGAGGGAUGAUGAAUUAGAGCAAAGUGAAGGGGAAGGUUUGCAACGCGGUCACGUGAGGUUUGCGUUGGACGACUCUUCCGACUGCGAGGUUUUACCCAAUGCUGUCACUGCCGAGGACCAUCCCGAGACUCUGGACACGUGUUCCGAUCCCAGCAGCAGUGACAUGGUAUCGGAGUCGUUUUCACCUAUGAACGACCCGGAGGUGGAUGGGCUGAGCGAGGCAGAUACUCCCAUGGAAAAUCUUGAUCAAGGUGCUGCUCCUCAAACGACGUCGGGUAACAGCAAUUCUGUGUCGACAAAAGCAAGGCCCCCACGACCCAUGAAGAAUAGUGUGGCGGCACGUGCUCGAGAAGCAGCAAUAGCUUCUCGAGCCCAUCCCGCAAAGCCUCAGCUUACGCAUGCGCGGUCUGUGUCAGCGUCUGCCUCCAGCAGCAAACCUACUUCAAGAAAUAACGCCCGUUCUGCUCGCGAUCAUCUUCGGAAUGCGUCGGAUUCAUCAACUCGCAAACAAGCAACGUCCAAACAAAAUCCCGUGCGAGCUCACGUGAAAACAACAAGUGAUCCCCGACCACGCAAAAUAGAGUCGAAGCCGGUUCCCCUCCCGCCUUUACCAUCCACGAUCGUGGUCGCGGCUGUCACGGCGCCUCUGGUUCCAUCGGAGGCAGGAGGGUCCCAGACGACAUCAAAUGAUUCAGCCAUUUCUUCGUUUCCCCUUUCAUUUCCCGAGGUGGACGGUACCUCUGGUGUGCAAACAACAACACCGAUACGGGAACGCGACGGAAGACGUGAUCCUCCACUUACACUGGAAGAGCUUUCUCCACGAAAACGUGUGCUGGAUGUCCCAAAUUUUCUGCAGGAGGAUCAUGACGAUGAAGAAAUGGAGAUGGACAGUCAGCCACCUGCUGGUGUUAUUCCUGAGGUCAAACUUACUGCUCGAUCAUCGUUGAAACGAACGCGUCCACCGUCUUCUCUAUCAACCACAACGACAGAUCUAGGGAAGGCACGAGGAGAGAAACGGAGUCGGGUUGUGCUUUCGAGACCCGCCAGGCUCGAUGGAACUGGAUCAUUGAGGGGAACACGACCACGAGCUGUCGCAUCUUCAUCAAAAGGGAAACGAGUUGUUUCUGCGCCAGUUCGCGCGUUGGCUUCUUCCACUGCUCCAAUUUCAGCGGCUGAAAGAGAACGACAACGCCAACGGACACGAUCGGUGCUUGCUUCCGCUGCCCAGCGUGAGCGAGAACAAGCGGAGGAGAAGAGGGCCUCCACCUCCAGCCAAUCACGCCCAAGGAUGGCAAGUAUUGGCUCCAAAAGUAUUACCCAUCACCCUCUUCCACAGGCGUCGACAUCAAAACCGUACACGAUCCCCGAUUUUGCGGCUAUACACGCGACGUUUGCCGCUCAAUCCGCUCUUCGUCGGUCACAAGCGCAGCCACAACAUACACAUGGCCAGGCGCCAAUGCUGAGCACGACGCUGAGGGCACAAGAACGAGCCGCAUUUGAUGCUGGUGUUCGCGCGCGAGAAGCGCAACGCGAGACUGAAAAGGAGAGUGAGAGGAUUGAGCGGGAGGAGAGGGAGCUGGAGGAGGAAAGGGAGGCGAGGAAACGGGCAGUAGUCAAGGCCCAUCAGGUGCCUGAAUGGUACAAGGAGAUGCCGAAGAAGGGAAAGGACAAAGAGGCGGAGAAAUACUAA
Messenger RNA from Mycena indigotica, 2559 nucleotides. RefSeq lists its product as uncharacterized. Lineage: Eukaryota; Fungi; Basidiomycota; Agaricomycetes; Agaricales; Mycenaceae. The transcript is spliced from 6 exons. The coding region runs from base 31 to 2559 and encodes 842 amino acids. The record is from RefSeq and is a predicted model, not a curated record.